Molecule: messenger RNA, 2629 nt
Organism: Rhododendron vialii
Lineage: Eukaryota; Viridiplantae; Streptophyta; Magnoliopsida; Ericales; Ericaceae
Product: protein STRUBBELIG-RECEPTOR FAMILY 2
Exons: 17
Coding region: 236-2452 (738 amino acids)
Biological process (GO): protein phosphorylation
Molecular function (GO): ATP binding; protein kinase activity; protein binding
Source: RefSeq, a predicted model, not a curated record
CGUGUGGCACGUGCCUUCCCUAACGACUUAAACCGUUUUAUCCCACCUGAAUGCUGACUCAGCAAGAUUCUCUCUCUCUAGACUCCCCUCUCUCUAACCGCUUCAGUACCUCGAGUAACCCAUAACAGAGCUCUCACCCCAACCAAUUCUCUCUCUCUCUCUCUCUCUCUAGAGUCAUCAACAGAGUAAAGCUUCUCCCAAGUGAAAUACUGGUUGUUCGAACGUAUAUCGUCGUAUGUACAUUGGAAGAGUGAAAAUGGCGAAGUUGUGCGUAUGGUUGUAUCUCUCUGUAAUGGCCUUGUUUGCAGUUCUGGUUCCCGAGGCCUCGGCUCACACCGGCUAUCUUGACGUCCUGGCUCUUCAAGAUCUUUACACUUCUCUGAACAGACCACCUCAACUGAAGGGAUGGAGACUGGGUGAUGCGGACCCAUGUGAAGAAUCAUGGACAGGAGUUUCGUGUUUUGGAUCAUUGGUCAUACACAUUGAACUACGUGGGCUGGAGCUUACUGGAAAUCUAGGUUCCCACCUCACCGACCUCCUCAGUCUGAAACAGCUGGAUGCUAGCUUCAAUAACAUUAGCGGCGAAAUUCCAUCCAACCUACCUUUUAAUGCCACACACAUAAAUUUGGCUUGUAACAACUUUACAGCAAAUAUCCCAUCCUCCUUGAUCUCCAUGAGGAAUCUUCGGCAUCUGAAUUUGAGCCACAAUUCAUUAUCUGGGCCCAUAGGAAAUGUAUUUGAUGGGCUUCUGAAUCUAAGAGAAAUGGAUCUAUCAAACAACAACUUCAAUGGAGAUCUACCUAGUUCCUUUGGGACGCUGAUGAAUCUUCAUAGAUUGUUCUUGCAGAAUAAUGGAUUCACUGGAUCAGUAAUCCUAUUGUCUGGUCUUCCUCUCACUGACCUGGACAUACGAGACAAUCAUUUCAGUGGUCUUAUUCCUAACCAAUUUCAACAUAUACUUAAUCUUUGGUUGGACGGAAAUAGUCUCAAGGCAGGAGGAGACGACCCGCCGUGGGAUUUCCCACUGCUAAAUGUAACGGCUGGGCAGAAUGUCAAAAGUCCUCCAACUACUGAGUCAAGCGCCAUCGAGAGAAAUCCUUCUCAUAAAGCAGGUGGACACAAGAAGAAAGGUCUAGGUCCUGGGGGUUUAGCCUUUACCCUUGGUGGAGUAACCCUAAUGACAACAUGUGCAGCACUCAUCAUUGUGAUCCGAAUACAUCGAUCUCAUGCCAAAAAGCGCUUAAGAGUGGAAAUCUGCGGUGACUGCUCAAACCACUCUCUUCCAAUCAGUUCAACCAUAGAACAUUCAUCUGGAGCACAAGAGAGCCCACGGACCUCGGGUAUCAUGUAUCUUCCAGUGCUUGCCCCAAGGCGUGUACCACCCAAUCGCACCACAAAGGACAGAAUGUCUAGAAGAAGUUUCUCUAAGAAACGGAAAAUCCCAAUCAGUGCGAAAGUUUACACUAUGGCAGAGCUUCAAUCAGCAACAAAUGGUUUAAGUGAGGAGAACUUUCUUGGAGAGGGAUCUCUUGGAUCUGUUUACAAAGCAGAGCUUCCCAAUGGACAAAUCUUGGCUUUAAAGAAUAUCAACACUGUAGUGCUGUCUCACAACGAAGAAGAACAAUUCUUGGACGUGAUUUGGAAUGCAGCCCGGUUGAGACACCCAAACAUUGUGACACUUCUAGGUUACUGUUUAGAGCACGGACAACAUCUUCUUGUUUAUGAGUACGUCAGAAAUCUGACUCUAGAUGAUGCUUUACACUCUGAUGCAUAUAUGACUCUCUCUUGGGGCCAACGUCUCAGAAUUGCUCUUGGCGUAGCACGAGCUUUGGACUAUUUGCAUUCCACAUGCAUGCCUCCUGUUCCUCACAGCAACUUAAAAGCUGCUAACAUCUUACUUGAUGAAGAACUUAUGCCUCGUCUCUCCGACUGUGGGCUGGCUGUUUUGAGGCCCCUCACAAGCAACAGUGUUAAACUCAAGGCUUCUGAAAUGGCUAUUACCAAUACCGGCUACGUUGCACCUGAACGCAUCCAAAACGGAUUUGACAGCGUAAAAGGGGACAUAUAUGCUUUUGGGGUGCUUCUUUUGGAGCUGUUAACGGGAAAGAGGCCUUUCGAUGGUUUUAGACCAAGGGAAAAGCAAUCACUGGUAAAAUGGGCUUCUUCCCGGCUUCAUGACAACGAGUCUUUGGAAAAUAUGGUUGAUCCAAACAUGAACAAAUUACUCUCCUCCAGGGCUCUCUCUCGGUUUGCUGAUAUUGUCUCCCUCUGUGUCCAGGCUGAAAAGGAAUUUCGACCGCCAAUGGCUGAAAUAGUGGAAUCACUCUCCUCUCUGAUAGAUAAGGUGGGGACAGGGGAAACAUCUGCAGCAGAUAACAACGAAGGUGAUCCAUUCAAUAAGUCCUUCCGUUCGACACGUACCCGCUUUUUUAGCUCACCUGUUAGCUAUUGACUCAUCUUAAGGAGUUCUUUCAUCCUAGUAUGGUGUUGUAAAACUAGCUUCUGCUAGCAAAGGGGAACAUAACGCAUAGCAGUGCUUUUCCACUGUUGCAGUUCUUGAUUCUUUGUAUGAAAGUUCUUCUGCAAAAACAGUCAUGCUAGUUCUUGGAGAACAAUAAAAGUCUUCCAA